CUCCUCAGGCUGGGAUACUAAAGGCCAUCGUUAUUACACUCUUUAUACAGGAGUGCGCUACACAAUGUAUAUAUAUCUUGUGUUCACCACUAUCCCUGCCUGCUGCGCCGCAGAGCAAGGCUGAAGACGGCUAGCGAUCACGACGCGUCGGUCACCGACACUCCAGCCACUAUCAUCAUGAUCAUACAGUGCUCACCUACUUGAAGACGCUGUUGAACAUAUUUGCAGCACAUCUGAUUCCCUACUAGAGUGACUCGAACUUCAGCAUGCCCUUCCUGGAUGUAUGCCAUUUGCGUUUCGAACCCGCCGUCGCCAUAGAAGAUGAGGCAUCCAUAUUCGGCAAAGAAUGGCGCAUGACGCUCCAGUAUGUCUUGCAUCAAAAUGGAUUAAAAGCUGCGUACAGGACGCAUCUUAGCGACGAACAUGAUCUGUGGUUCUUAUUGUUGUGGGACUCCGAAGACAGCCGGUACAAGUUCUACCACCAGACGCCCGGUCUAGGUUUCAUGAGUCAGCGCAUGGCGAAGGCGCCGAGUGUGCUCUUCUUUUGCAACGAUUCAUAUCUGGAGCUGGAUGAAUCAAGAAACUGGACUAUCGAUGUCCUUAGUGCGGAGACAAAGGAUACGAGCGAGCUAGAGCAUUCAAAAGAUGCGAAGCAAAUGUCCAAAUUGCAAGAGCAGCAGUUUGUUGAGUUGUUGAAUCGACACCGCUUCGUCGCUCGACACGAGCAGGCAGUAGUCGAGAAUCUAUACCAGGGCAAUUGCUUUGGCAACGCGUUCUUCGGUCUCAUCAGGAGUGACCUAUGCGGCGAGAAAGAUAUAAAAGGUGGAUUCAGCUCGGAGCGAUAUUCUCUUGAGCUUCAAAAGCUCGAGCCGGGCCUUCAUCCGACCUGUGCUCACACGGAUGUGCCCACCGAUAUUGCACACCUUACCAGAAAACUGCCAUGGGAGUAUGCGGUGCUAAAGUUUGAUACCUCGGAGUACUCUGACACAGCUUAUCCGAUGAACUUGAGUUUCCGGCCGAUGUCGACACUUGCAAUGGCGGACAAAUUCCUAUCGGAAUCCGAUGGUCUCUCAACUACGUGCGCAGAAGUGGGCAAUGCACACGCCGUUUGUAUCGUUUCCAAGUUGGUAGAUUCUGGCUACCCGACUGGAAUUGAUAAAGAUGCAAAUGAUUCGCGAGCGGAGAUGGGUCUGCAUGAUGGAGUCAAAGGGCUACAAGAGCUCAGUAUCUUACAGAUGACCGGUAAUCAAGCUAAGAACAAGACGGUUCGAUUUCUAUGUUCAUGGGACACAACUGUUGAUUUCGAGCAAUGGCGGCAGAAUAUCGCGGUUCGUGAUCACUGUAGUGUGGACUUGACGUGGACUAGUGGUGAAGUUGGAAUGCCGAAAUUGAAGUUAGAGGACAUGCCUUUGACGCCCGACAACCAGUCAUGGCAGGACGUUGACAAGAUUCUGGAGAUCGUCGAGUUCACUUUUAUGCAAAAUCUGUCCCCAGUGGAGAAGGAAGCAUUUGAACACAGAGUUUACGCUCUUACUAACACAAUGUCGUCUUGUUGGUCUGGGGACAUCGAUGGAAGGCCAGUGGUAUACGCAGAAGACCCAGUCUGGACUCAAUCUGAAGAGGCCCUGCCAUCCUGUCUGUUGCUCCUAUCAUGGGACGGAACAGCGCAGCGCACAGCGUGGCUGAGAAGCUUCAUGGCAAAUGGCUUCAUUUGGACAGGCCACAUCGCUUUCGCGUUGGGUACAUUAUGUAACCGUGUCGAAUCCGGUACCUACAACAUGGACAAGGUGUAUUCAUCUGACACGAAACGCGAUGUGCCAUCGGGUGUGGAAGAUGGAGGCGAUACGGGUUAUGAUAGCGACCGAGACAUGGGCUUCUGAGACGGAUGGCGUGAAAUGAUCAUAGGAUGAUUGUGUAUGAUACAAUUCUCUGUUUCUUGAUUCAUGUCAACAAGGCAAAUAGAUUGCCAGCGGACAUGUAUGCAUUUGAAGAUCAUUGUUGGUGGCACGGUAAGGUCGCUUCGCCGUAUGUCGGACUUCACGCCUCCUUCGUUUCGAAGGACAAAUAAAUGCCCACAGGACGGACUUCGCCAGAUGCACAAACUGAACCUCAGCUAAGCCUGCUUCCGUCUCACCGACCCACCCCAACAGAGACUUGGCAGGUACCGGACAUUACGAGAGUGCGUCAGCAUGUAUGAUUGGAUGUCCGAUCCUUGUCUCUACUAUCGCAUCUCAAGUAUAUCAAGUGCAUCACGCUGCAUC
Messenger RNA from Boeremia exigua, 2261 nucleotides. RefSeq lists its product as uncharacterized. NCBI's taxonomy places the organism in Eukaryota, Fungi, Ascomycota, Dothideomycetes, Pleosporales, Didymellaceae. The transcript has 4 exons. The record is from RefSeq and is a predicted model, not a curated record. Bases 267 to 1880 code for a protein of 537 amino acids.